AUGGCAGAAGGAGGACGAUCCACCUACGUACCACCUCACAUGCGCGGAGGCGGUUCAAAUACCGACCGACGGGAAAAUACCGACCGUCCCGGCGGGUUUGAAGACCGGCGAGGAGGAGGCCGCGGCGGCGACCACCGUGGCGGCUCGCGCGAGCGCGACUACAGCAACCGCAGCAGCGCACGCGACCAUGGUGACGCGCCCCCUCGAGCCACCAACUCGCGCUGGUCCGGCUUUGAGUCGGACCGUCGAGGCGGCGGCGAUACCGACGACCGUCGCGGUAAUACCGGUUACGGUGGCGGUGGCGGCGGCGGCGGGUAUAGCCGGGGCGGCGGUCCCCGCGUCAAUGAGAUGGGCUACCACGGAGACCUGCGGCCUAACGAGCGCCUUGAGCACGAACUCUUUGGCGACGCCAAGUCGUCGGGUAUUAAUUUUGACAAGUACGACGACAUUCCCGUGGAAAUGAGUGGCGAGAACGUGCCCGAGCCCGUGAAAGAGUUUGCCCCCGAAGAAUUGGGGCCCGAGGUCAUGCGUAACCUGGAGCUCUGCAAGUACUCGAAGCCUACGCCCGUGCAAAAGUACUCGAUCCCGAUUGGCCUAGCAGGUCGAGAUAUGAUGGCAUGUGCCCAAACGGGCUCGGGUAAAACCGGCGGCUUUUUGUUUCCCACGCUGGCGGCUAUGCUGCGUGUAGGAGGCACGCCGCCACCGGACGUCGGACACGGCCGCUCCCGCAAGAUUUUUCCUGCGGCGUUGAUUCUCUCGCCGACACGUGAACUAGCGUCGCAGAUUCAUGAAGAAGCCAAGAAGUUCUGCUACUGCACGGGCAUUGCUCCUGUUGUGAUUUACGGCGGGGCUGAAGUAGGUCGUCAGCUUCGUGAACUAGAGCGUGGAUGUGACAUGCUCGUUGCAACGCCCGGUCGGCUGGUCGACCUCAUGGAGCGCGGCCGCAUCUCGCUGUCGUGCAUUCGAUUCUUGAUUCUUGAUGAAGCUGAUCGCAUGCUGGACAUGGGAUUCGAACCUCAGAUUCGUCGCAUUGUGGAGCAGGAAGACAUGCCCCGGGAGCGCCAGACGUUUAUGUUUAGUGCCACGUUCCCGCGUGAAAUCCAACGUCUUGCCUCGGACUUUUUGCGUGACUACAUCUUUUUGACGGUCGGUCGUGUAGGAUCAGCGUCGAAGGACGUGAAGCAGACGGUGGAAUACAUUGAGCAGCACGACAAAGAGGACUACCUUGUGCGCUUUUUGAACCAAGUGCAAGAUGGCCUGAUUCUGGUGUUUGUGGAGACGAAGCGUGGGGCUGAUUUCCUGGAAGACAUGCUGUGUCGAGAAGGGUUUCCAGCUACGUCGAUUCACGGCGACCGUUCGCAGCGGGAGCGCGAGCAGGCUUUGGCCAGCUUCAAGUCGGGUCGUACCCCGGUUCUUGUCGCUACUGACGUGGCUGCACGAGGUCUUGAUAUUGAUGGUGUAACGCAGGUCAUCAACUUCGAUUUACCCAACAGCAUCGACGACUACGUCCAUCGUAUUGGUCGAACUGGUCGUGUGGGUAACAUUGGUUACGCCUUAUCGAUGAUGAACGAAAAGAAUCGCAACAUUGCUCGCGAGAUGUACGAACUGAUGUCGGAAAACGGACAGGAAAUUCCGGCAUUCUUGGACCAGAUGGCAAACAGCGGCUUUCGCGGUGGAAGUGGCGGUCGCGGCCGUGGUGGCCGCGGUGGUCGCAGCGGGUCCCGAUUCGGUGCAAAGGAUUACCGUAGCGAAGAGCGUGGAGGCGGUGGUGGUGGCCGCGGUGGUUACGGUGGCGGUGGUGGUGGCGGUUACGGUGGUGGUGGCUACGGCGGUGGCGGCGGUGGCGGCUACGGUGGUGGCGGUGGCAGCAGAAGCGGUGGAUCUCGCGGUGGAGGCUUUAGCGAUGACAACAGCGCCUGGUAA
Peronospora matthiolae is the source of this 1923-nucleotide messenger RNA. Lineage: Eukaryota; Oomycota; Peronosporomycetes; Peronosporales; Peronosporaceae. The record is from the annotation of a GenBank genome assembly.